Geodia barretti is the source of this 3246-nucleotide messenger RNA. NCBI's taxonomy places the organism in Eukaryota, Metazoa, Porifera, Demospongiae, Tetractinellida, Geodiidae. The record is from the annotation of a GenBank genome assembly.
AUGGAAGCAACUCUGACUCUCAGUGGGUGCACUGUAUUCCAGGAGCCGAACACAACUGGAGCACACAUCAUCACUCUUCAGCUAUCCGGAGAAGACAUUACAGCUCUGAAGAGCAAUGUGUACUUUGCAACACCUGUAGGUGGUUCCAGGGUGUAUGCCUCGGAGAACACCUUCCUGUUCUUCACUUCGAGGGCAUUCUAUGACACCAAUUCAAAUCCAGUAAAUGAAUUACCAGAGCCAAGACCCGUCGAUACAUUCAUACCUGACUUCACCCGACCAGAGCUGUUGUCAUUCACAUAUGACCAGCACUUGGGUCACAUCAAUCUCACGUUCAAUGAUGUGGUUGAUGCGGCUACGUUUGAUGCUAGAGCCAUUACUCUCCAACACAGUGUAAACCGAGCUCCACAGAGAACAUUCACGCCUUCAAGUGCCACAAAAACCUCCAGCGGUGAUGGAUAUCUGAUUGUGGUCGAGCUGGAUCAUUUUGAUCUCUUGGCAUUGAAAUCAAACACAGGACUUGCAAGAAAUGAGAACGACACCUAUCUCACUAUUGCUGCAUUUUUGAUUGAUGACAGAAAUGGAUUCGAUGUUGCACCCAUCACAGACGGGAAGGCCAUCGCUGUUGAUGUGUUUAUUCCCGAUCUUGUCCCACCAACUCUGGAGAACUACACCAUGGACAUGGACGUGGGUCAAAUCCUACUGUCAUUCUCUGACACUGUAAACCUUACCACCUUUGAUCCAACUGGCAUUGUAAUCCAAGCAUUUGAGAAUGCAACUGAGGAGAGUGUGGACAAUGUUCUACGACUGAGUGGCGGAGAGACACAGAGAUCAGAGGAUGGGCUCAUUAUCACUGUACACCUUGUGGCAGAUGACCUCAAUGAACUCAAACGAAACACCAAUCUCUCAACUGGUUUUGGUGAUACAUACUUGGCCAUUGAUGAGGCAUCUGUUUCUGAUUUGGCUGGAAAUCCUGUUGUGGGCAUCAAUGAUACACAAGCUGUCCAGCCUGCCAUGUUCCAUCCCGACAACUCCACCCCCUUCCUCCUCUCAUUCAAUCUUGACAUGAACUCUGGAAUCCUAUUCCUUACAUUUGAUGAGACAGUUGAUGCGCAGACACUCAACGUGUUGCAGAUCACACUACAGAAUGCCAGGUCGAUGUCAUCACAGAAUUACACCCUUGGACCAGCCAGCAGCUCAUCUCAAAACGAUAGUGUCACCAUUGAGAUAUACCUGUCAGCAGAGGAUGUGAAUGAAAUAAACAGAAGAAGAUAUCUUGCCAGUGAUGAGUCCAACACCUAUUUGACUGCUACGAAACUGGCUGUUCAAGACAUGAAUCGAAACACUCUGUAUCCAAUCUCCACGGAUGAGGGUAUCAGAGUUAAUAACUUCACACGAGAUGAAAUAUCUCCACAGCUGCUGCAUUAUGACCUGGAUAUGGAUGAAGGGUUACUUACCCUCUACUUUUCUGAAGUAGUUGACUAUGCCAGUUUUGAUCCAUCUACCAUGACCCUUUAUGCAUCAAAUGACACAUCCUUGUCUACAACCAACUAUACUCUAGUAGCAGGAGAAGUGCUUUCUUCAGAUGACACAGAAAUCUAUUUUUAUCUUGACAUAACAGACCUGAAUGAAAUCAAGAGGCUCUCAGCACUGGCCGUUGAUAACGAGACGACUUUCCUGUCAUUCCUAUCCACUUUGGUAGUUGAUACAUUUGACAACAAUGUAACAGAAGACACUCUAAGGCCAGUAAGAGACUACAUACAAGACACAACACCUCCAGAGUUGGAUGAGUUUGUACUGGACUUGGACGAAGGAGAACUAAGUCUCACUUUCAAUGAGACUGUCAAUGCAUCAUCUCUGAAUAUUGAAGCGAUAACUGUUGUAAGUGGCACACACCCCAUGGCAGAGAACUACAGACUGAGAUUCAGCUCCUUCUCUCUCCGUGACAACACCUCGGUGGUGGUCUACCUGGCACAGGAGGACCUCGACCAAAUCAAACUGAACCGACAUCUGGCUACGAAUGAAAACAACACAUUCCUGAGCUUGUCUGACAGCCUUGUGCGAGACAUGAGUGGGAGUCUCUUCAUAGAGAGUGUGCACUCCGGUGAACUCAUAGACGACCAACGAGAACCUGAGCUGAUCGAGUUUGCAUUUGAUCUCAAUCGUGGGAUCGUCACUCUCAACUUCUCAGAGGCUGUGAAUACUUCAAGUCUGAAUGUCAACUCCCUGGUAUUUUAUGGCUCUAAUACUACUGUUAACACCUCCAGCUAUAGACUUAUGCCACCGACUGGAACUUAUGCCGACAACAGUAAGGUGUUUACUGUCAUCCUCUCUGAUGAUGAUCUCAAUGCUAUCAAGGCAGACUAUGAACUUGCAAGUGACAGCGAAAACACAUACCUUGCAGUCGAAUCUGAUGCCAUUGAGGAUAUGAACGGAAAUUCGGUUACAUCGACUCCAGUACCAGUGAUGGCUGCAGACUUUGAUCCAGAUGUCAGCUCUCCUAACCUAACAAAUGCCACCUUUGACUUCAAUGGUGGAGUGUUGACCCUGACAUUCUCAGAGACUAUCAACAUCGGUACUUUCCAGUCAGUUGAAGUGACACUGCAGAAUGACUUUAAUGAACCUCCCAGCUCACUACCACUGAGUGGUGGAACUGUCUCUGAAGAUAACUCCACUACUGUCAUAGUUUAUCUACUUGAGAAUGAUCUUAACCUUCUCAAGAGCUACUCAGAACUUUUCACAACUAUCUAUCAAGCAUGGGUGUCCGUGUCUAACAUGACGGUCGAAGACAUGAGCGGGAAUUCAAUCAAUGAAGAUACCAUCCGGGUUUCCCACAUCAUUCAAGACGAUGAAAGGCCAGAAGUCGGUAGUUUUGAGCUCGAUCUGGACAAGGGAACACUCACCAUCACUUUUUCAGAGACCAUCGAUCCAGACUCCCUGUCCAUUGACAAUUUGUGGAUCCAAAACACGGAGUUGAAUGCUACAGAUGAACAUCAGCUCUCUGGUACCGGGAGUGUGGCCGUCUGGAAUAUCACAAUUGUGACCAUCACCCUGUCUGACUCUGAUCUUGACAGCAUCAAACUCCUGGAGGCUCUUGCAGUCGACAACGAAACAACGUACCUGAGAUUCAACAACAACACAGCCACAGACACGGCACUGACACCAAACAGUCUGGCAUCACUCAAUGCAACCCAGGGCAUUCAGGUGGCCCUGUUUACACCAGAUCAGACGCCACCCAGAGUUGGUUAG